Carica papaya (papaya) is the source of this 567-nucleotide messenger RNA. NCBI's taxonomy places the organism in Eukaryota, Viridiplantae, Streptophyta, Magnoliopsida, Brassicales, Caricaceae. The record is from RefSeq and is a predicted model, not a curated record.
AUGGGUCAUAUUGAAAGAGAUUAUAAACCAGCACCAGCCAUUUUAAAGGACAGAGGACAUGAUAUUAUGGUCUCAUGGGAAGGACAAAAUGCUGGAAAAAUUAAGAUAAAUGGGGUUGAUUAUAAACUGCUUCAGUGUCACUGGCAUUCGCCUUCAGAGCAUAAAAUCAAUGGGAUUACAUUCGACGAAGAACUUCACAUACUUCACCAAGACUCUAAAGGAGUGAGAGCAGUCAUCUCGGUGCUUUUCAAAAUCGGCUCACCCGAUCCAUUCAUUUCGAAGCUGUUCAAUCACAUAAAGUCACUUCAUCCAAAUGAAGAGAAAAAAUUGGGGAUUGUUGAUCCAGGAACAAUAGGAUUUUGGUCAGGGAAAUAUUACAGAUACAUUGGAUCGCUCACAAUUCCUCCAUGCACUGAGGGUGUUGUUUGGACCAUUUUCGCUCAUCCCAAGACACUUUCAGCGGAGCAAGUUCAAGCAUUGAAGGAAGCUCUUAGUGAUGAAUCUCGGGAAAAUGCAAGACCAAUCCAACAUCUUCAUGGGCGACUGGUUGAAGCAUCUUCUCAUUGA